Molecule: messenger RNA, 1409 nt
Organism: Mya arenaria
Lineage: Eukaryota; Metazoa; Mollusca; Bivalvia; Myida; Myidae
Product: sulfotransferase 4A1-like
Exons: 8
Coding region: 170-1087 (305 amino acids)
Biological process (GO): sulfation
Cellular component (GO): cytoplasm
Molecular function (GO): sulfotransferase activity
Source: RefSeq, a predicted model, not a curated record
UCAAAAUGGCAGUGUUAUCAAUAAGACGGAUUUCGAAAAUUAAACAUUUUAGUUAAUGUUGCCUUAAGUGCAUUGUAUCAUUUGAAGUUGAUGUGGUUUUGAGAUAAUCGGAACAUUUUAAUCUGCACAUUAAACAUAGUUAAUCACAGGAAAGACAUUCUAAAAUGAAAUGGCAGAAAAAGAGGCACAACGAGCAAGCACAGAGGUUAAUUCCAAACCUCGGUUUGAGCUGCCUACGAGGGUGUACAAAGGAAUUAUGAUGAUGGUUAAUGAGGUUGAGCAAAUCGAGAUGAUGGACACAAGACCUGACGAUAUAUGGGUUUGUACCCAUCCCAGAUCAGGAACGACGUUGACACAGGAAAUGUCCUAUCUUAUUGAGACACUGGACUUUGAAACAGCAAACAAUGUUUACCUUGAUGACAGAUUCCCGAUGAUUGACAUACUAGAUGAUCGUUUGCCAUUCUACAGAAGUGUAAAACAUGCUGAGCAAAUGUCAUCACCGCGGUUCAUUAAAUGCCAUCUUCCAUAUUUCUUGCUUCCUGAACAGCUGCGACAGGGCAAAGGCAGAAUAAUCUACAUUGCUCGCAACCCGAAGGACGUUGUGGCGUCAUACUAUCGUUUGCAGAAGUGGACGGACAUUGAGGCAGAGCAGGACAGUUCUUGGGACAAGUUUAUCGACCUAUUUGUCCAAGGCAAAAGUUUGUAUGGUCCAUGGACAAAACACGUUCUCGGGUACUGGGAAAAUAGGACCAAAGACAACAUGCUGUACCUGAAAUACGAAGACCUUGUUCAGGACCUACCCGGACACGUGCGGACGAUUGCAGCUUUUUUGAACAAAGAGCUUUCUGAAAAUGACAUAGAUCGGAUAUGUAAACAUUGCCAUGUGGAAAGCAUGCGAAGUAACGAAAAAGUGAACCUGUCUUACUACAGGGACUAUAAAUGGGUCAACGAUAAUGCAUACGGAGGAUUUAUAAAUAAGGGUAAAGCAGGUGUGUGGAAGGACCUCUUGACCCCGGAUGCUGUUAAGAAGAUUGACCUUAUGGUGCAGGAGCUCGAGGGAACCGGACUUGUGUUAAGGGACAAUUAGGAACAUCAAUACAGUCGAAACUCGUUGGCUCGAUAUCCUCGUUGGCUCGAACCAAAUUAAAAGGACCGAUUUUUAUUUACUCUUUGUUCAUAUAAAUUUCGAUCGGAUGGCUCGAUAUCUUGAGGGUCGAUAUUUCUCCACGCUCGAAGUGGUUUUCGCGGUCCCAAACAAGAAUUUCACACUUUGAUUUGGUUGCUUGGGUCGAUGUCAUUUUCGCGGGUUCAUUUAAGAAUCUCACGUCUUGAUUUGUUUGAUUGGCUUCAUUUAGCACAAGGCGUUAAUCGAUUAAAAAUGCUUGACUGAUAUUAUAAUUACUGUCGAA